AUGUCUCAGAAUAAUCAAGCUGAUCAACUCAUUCUCAACGCUUUAAAGAGAAAGUCGCCUUUUCGUGGUCGACCUCCGAAAGUGUAUGCUCCUAGUGCACAAUCACCAUCAACAUCCGGUCCUUCUCACCCUAUUGAGCCUUCUUCUAUCAACAGGACAGCUUCGGAGAUCCAGUCAGUUUCGGUUUCGGUGCCCUUAAAUCAUUCACAGCAGUUUCCCAAAUCGUCUCCUGGUCACAAGAUACCCCUGUCCACGGCUGAUUCCAUUGCAUCAGGAGAUACUCCUGCAUCGUCCAACGGUAUUGGUAUUGUGACACCAGAUUCGGUACCCUGGACAGAGCUGGUCAUGGCCUCCCCCUCCGCUUCAUUGUCUUCGGCCGUGCAAGCUUCAGCACCCAACUUAUCCGCUGCCGUUCCGAAAUGGUCUCCCUCUCAACCUCCGAAUCCCAUUUCGGUAGAAGAUGAGAUCAUCACUGCUAGGCAAGAGGCGGCCGGGCGCUUCCGAAUUGUCAAUAUCUCUUCCGAAUCAUACUCCGUACCACGUCCUGAGGCUCCACUCUUGGCACUCAAAGCUCCUCGCACCGACGCUAGUCUUGGGGUCAACAUACGUGCUUUGGAAACCUUCUGUCGUUUACCGAAUCCUGACCUGGUGGAUGAUGAUCGCUAUGAACAAUUCGAGGUGGCUUUUCAUCAUAUCCCGAAAGCGUUUGACUCUUUGCGUCAGGACUACCUCAUUGAGACCCAGCAUAUAUCCAAAUGUGUUCAAGUGGAAUGGUUGGAUCCCCCUGGUUUAUUACCCGCCGACAUCAGGGGAAGACAUGGCCUCUUCUUUGUCUCCGACAGUGCUGUCGCCGCAUACCCGAAUCGGACAAUCCAGCCAACUUUGAACAGUGUCCACCACCAUGUUGAGCCGAAAGCAAAGGAUGAAACACAAACAACAGCCGAAGCUCACCCUCCAACUGCUGCCAGUGCACGAUAUUCCUCAAGAGCACGUUUAAACAAUAUCCGAAAAGGGGUCUGUUGUCUGAUCCGCCCGAAAGCUGCAUAUCACGGUCAACCGAACCCGUUGACAUUACUUCGGAUUUCGCCACAUCUCCGAAACCUACUCCAUGAUGCUGCAACUCUGGUGGGAACGACUGAGUCACGUCUUCGGCUUCGGUGGUACAAUUCCUUCUGCAAGAUUCACCCCUAUGUCCUAUGGGUCAAGGCAAAUUAUCCCGAGCGUCUUCCUACCACCACUGACUUCCAAACUGCCAUCCGAACGGCUCUGCGGCAGGAAAGGCUGGAUCGGCUACCACUGGCGGCGAUAAGUAUCUUACAUGAGGCCAAUCCAAGCUCUUUCCUGCAUUGUGAAUAUCCUGAAGGCCUGGCACUCGGUGGCACUCAGCCAUUCCCAGCGGACUCUUCGUUCAUUGCAAUCAUCAGUCCGAAACAUGCAUUGCAAUCAGCAAUUCGGCAUGCCACAGAUCGGGGCCUCUUUCUUGAUUCGUCUUGGAGAAAUAAGAAUGCAAUACGCUGUCCCGUCACCUUGCUAGCCACAGUAAAUGAAUAUGGUCAUAUGGUCCCUGUAGCUGUCAUGGUCUCGAAUCACGCCAACACCGAUUCCUAUACCGAAUUCUUGAGCGUUAUCCGAAAGGCUAUCAAGAAAGAAGCGAAAGCAUUACUCAAGGGCAAAUCAUCAGUGGUCUCCGAAUAUGAGAAUGAAGAGCAAAUCCUCAUCAACGCCGAAUACAUUCACGAGGAGGAUUUCCUUCCACUACAUUUCAUGAUUGAUUGUGAUGACGCCGAACGAAAGGCCAUUGAGGAGGUCUUCCCGGGAACUCCAAUUCGGUUAUGCCAAUUCCAUUUCAUGCACGCCGCCCGAUCUCGAGCACUUCGGCUAUUUGGGAGUGAUCUGGUGGGUACCGAAAAGGCCUUUGCCUUCCUUGUGGCACUUCGGAGGUGCCAACGAUGUUCCGAAGAGGAGUCUUGGUCAGAAGCUUUUGCUCGACUAGAAGCCGAUGUUGCGGCAAUCAGCAAUAACGAUCCCGAAAUUUGGGACAAAAUCAGAACCUGGCUCCUGUCUGAAUGGUUCAGCGACAGAUGGAGGGGAUACCUUGUCGACUAUGGUCUGCCACCUCAUCACACCCGAGAUGGUACUCUCUCAACAAACAACUUUGUCGAAGCGGCAUUUCGGACCUUUGACAGAGUAUUCCUUGAAUCUCGAGCCAACAAACGUAUAGACAAACUCCUCACAAUCAUCAUCGACGUUUACUUUCCCAUGUAUCUCCAUUCACCACCAACAUCUGCCCGCUGUGACCCCACAGUUCUGUCACACAUACUUCAAGGACUGGAGCUUUGGGAGCAAGGGGCGGUUAGGGAAUGUUUCGGAGACGAGAUGCCUAUGUCAUUGAGAGGUCAACUAGAUCAUACAUAUUGUGUGACAUCCUCCGAAUCGAGCAAAACAACACCGGACUUACAUUACUGUGGGAUCAAAGACAAAACUCGUGAACGAUGCUCCUGCAGAUACUUUACCGAAACAGGCAAAAGGUGCUCGGGUCUCUGGGCAUUGUACUGCUUUCACACUUGUGGCUCCUCCGAAACGUAUUCUAAUGGUGUCACGGCAAACGAACUGCGACUGCAGACUCGAGCUAUACAACUACAAAGACGGUUGGGAGAGAUAUCUUAUCCAUUGGAUCAAGAAGACCUUGUUGCCUAUUGGGGACAUGACCCUUCGGAGCCUGUGUGGCAUGAUUGGUCCUCCGAGCAGCCUCCGAAACAGGCAAGCUCAUCAGCAUUGAUAGUGCCAACCUUGAUUUUGUCGAGCCCGAUUCGCCCAUUACCCGCCGAAACCGAUUCCUCAACCAUGCUGACGACCAUCCCUCAACCACUGCCACGUUACCGGUUUCAAGACCAGAGGCUGAUAAGGGUGGCCGUCCAGCAGCUCACCGCCCUCUGCAUCCUUAUCGCCAAAAGACAGCCCCCACAAAAGCUGGCAUUCCUCGGGACGCACUACCACCACGAGAUCGACCUGUUGGAGCAAAGAAUUAUCUUCAAUCCUGUUUUGCUCUGUCGUUGUUCCAUAUUGUCUUCCGAAUUCCAGCCUUCGCCUCACGCACCUUCUUUGAUUGUCUUACUAGGUGACUUUCUUAAAGCCAUUUCGGUAACUAGACGGCUGGUGGAUCUGAAGGACAUUGUACCGAUCCUCCGAAGUGAGAACUUGAUAGAUGAAGAAUCUCAGCAUGAUCCGUGUGAACUGUUUCUCAGAAUGACAAGCAAAUUCAAUCAGAUCAUUGAACAGAACCCGAUUCGGAACACAUUCCAAUUCGGAGUAACCUGGGAAUAUGUCUUUCAGCCCUGUUCCCACGCAGUCCCUGUCAGGCAAGAGACAUCCUCACUGGAGAAGCAAAUGACCGUUCUCCAAAUCUAUCCACAUGGCUCAUCACUUAACCUCAUCCAGCUCAUCAACCUUUCAUUGUGGCGUUCAUGCAGUCCCCAACAUUGCUUUUCGGUACCAUGUAAUGGACGAAUGGCCGUCACUCGAGCACGAGCCAAGAUGUCCUUGGAAUCCAACAACCUGCCCCGCAUGUUACUCCUCAACAUUGUCUGGGAUCUCCGAAACCCCUCUGCACACCAAGUGAUCCACCCUUUUGACAUUCCCGAAACUAUCAACCCAGCGCAGGUUUCAGCCGUACCUCCUCCUAUACUCCCCAGCAAUCUUCCAAUGUACAGAUUGAAGGGAAUGCUCUGCCGAAAGGGGGACACCGUGCAGGUGACCAGUGGACACUAUGUGGCUUUGAUAAAGCAUGAUGAUGUGCUGUGGGAGAUUGACGACGAAAAAACCUCUCGUAUGUUUCUGAACCGGGACGCUUUCGGUGGUACACGAUUCCCGGUCUUGCUGUUCUAUACACUGGAAGAUGAAGUCAAGCCAUCAGCAAGUCAACCCAUUGCCAAAAAGAGACGACUGAAUAAGCCAAGUGGGAAAGCAAUGUCAAAAUCGGCUUCGAAUCCUGAAAUACCAAAAGCUGAAGGCCCAACACUGGAAGCACCAAACCCCCAACCUCCCGUUUCGGACGCCAUACCAGCUAAUUCUUCAAAUUCGGAGCUGCCAACUUCGGCCCCGCCAACGCUUGAACCUCCGAAUUCGGGAGAUCCGAAAGUUCCUCCUCCAAACCCAACGGAACAAGAACCUGCCCCAGUUGAUGUCCAGUCCACAAGCUUGGCGCCCACCAGUACCCCUACAGACCCCACCGCUUCUCAGCCCAAUGUUCUUCCCACAGUUUCUCAGGGUACCAUCCCUCCGAAGCCUACACAUAUUUCUCCACCUGGUGAUGAACCUCCCGAAAGCGGGCCUUCCUCGAGCAACAUGCUGUGCCAAACCAACACACCCCAGGGUGAAUCGGCUCCCCCCGAUCAAGCUAUCAGUCUCAAUCCCACUGUAGCUUCUCAAGACAUUACAGCAGAACCAGAUUCCCCAUCAUCAUCCAUGGACAUUGAUCCUCCAAGUGUCGUUCCCACUGUUGAACGCUCUCCCUCACCCGAGGUUCCGCAGUACUGUCAACUAGAAAAGGCUCAGUCAGUCAUUGCCGAAAGACUAGCACAAGUUCAGUGGCGUUCGGGGGAAUCCUUUCAACCUCUCAUCUCCGUCAGCACAUUUCAAGAUGUUGAUAGCCUUUCGGACGAUCUCCUUGGGGACCUGUGCGACCAGAUGGAAGCUAUGUUUCAUGACAUGGCCGAAGAUGAGCAUAAGGGCUUGAAGCUGCAGGGUGUAGACUCCACAUUCGGGUCAAAAACGUUGCGUAAGUUCUACGGAAGGAAUGAGUGGUACACCAAUUUCGGAAUCGAUGAUAUCUUGCUUUCGGUGUCAGCUUUCAUCCGAAAUUGUGUGAAUCUGGGGAUUGGAAUGUCUGACCCCAUACCAAACUCGUUUGUUUACCGAACCCUAGCUGCUGGUGACAACUGGAACCCAUACAUACCUGGAGGUACGCCAUGGCCUUCUCUGGGCAAGGACGGGCAAUGGAGGAAAGAGAACACAGUUGGGGUUCUGAUGUCGAGCUCCCAUUUUGAGACACUGGUAAUCUUUGGGCCACAGAAGCUGGUGUUGAUGUAUGAUGGGGCAGGGGGGACUUAUGAUUCGGGAGAACAGAAGAAGCAAUGGUCACGCCUGCUAGAACGCCGUUUGUCCUGGGAAGUCAGAAAAGGCAUAGCAACAGAGGCUGAAGCUAUGGGUUGGUUGAUUGCUCCAAAUUCUCAGGCUACCAGGGAUAACCUGGACUGGGUUACACAAGUGGACUCACACAGCUGUGGUCCUCUAGCAUGUGCCGCUGCAUGUCUUCUUCUCCAGGGAAUCAGACCGACUGCUUCUGUGCUUGGGGUGAAAUCAUCAACUCUGGCUAGAGGUGAGAGUAGAAAACUACGAACAAGUGUGCUUCAACUGGUGCUUGCAAUGGCUGCACGGGAUCCAGCAAAUGAGUCUAUAUUCAGUCCGAAAGUGAAAAAAUUGAUGGACAAGUCUGUACCUUCCAUGACUUACUACAUAGAUCGCCUGUAG
Messenger RNA from Tremella mesenterica DSM 1558, 5529 nucleotides. RefSeq lists its product as uncharacterized. The transcript is spliced from 13 exons. Gene Ontology annotation, biological process: protein deubiquitination. Gene Ontology annotation, molecular function: cysteine-type deubiquitinase activity. The coding region runs from base 1 to 5529 and encodes 1842 amino acids. Lineage: Eukaryota; Fungi; Basidiomycota; Tremellomycetes; Tremellales; Tremellaceae. The record is from RefSeq and is a predicted model, not a curated record.